This is a messenger RNA of Mollisia scopiformis, 1360 nucleotides long. RefSeq lists its product as uncharacterized. The record is from RefSeq and is a predicted model, not a curated record. NCBI's taxonomy places the organism in Eukaryota, Fungi, Ascomycota, Leotiomycetes, Helotiales, Mollisiaceae. The coding region runs from base 425 to 1042 and encodes 205 amino acids. Gene Ontology annotation, biological process: regulation of transcription by RNA polymerase II. Gene Ontology annotation, molecular function: DNA-binding transcription activator activity, RNA polymerase II-specific; RNA polymerase II transcription regulatory region sequence-specific DNA binding. The transcript has a single exon. Gene Ontology annotation, cellular component: nucleus.
CGUGCGCCCACUUACUCAGCCCAUUCCAACCGAGCAUAAAAGCCUCCUCCUCCACCAUCCUUUUUCUCAGGCAAACACACAGUUGCUUUCCAAAGCACUUCAACUGCAUUUUGCAGUUCACUUCUUCUCUUCUCUUCUCUUCUUCAAGGGAUACAUAUACGGGUCAAUUGGCCCGUAGACCAGCAUUUCAUCAUGCCAGCAGCAGGAGCAUCAAGCGCCGCAGCAUGCAGACAGACCGUCAUCGUAUUCCGAUGCAGCCAACGACUUACUCUAUUCAAACCUCCAUGGUCAGCAACUGGACUUCUCUAAUUAUUACUAUCAAGACUUCAAUUCAAUUGGCCUCGAUUCAGAGGCUCUUCUCGGGUUCCCUUCAACUUCCUCGCCCCUGUUGGACCCCGCACUCUCUUUCACUUCUUCACCAUAUAUGUCGACUCUGCCAUCCUUACCAAUCGAUCAAUCGACCGACUGGAUGGGCAAUCCCGCACCCAGCAUCAACACUUGGUCCUCCUGGGGCCCCGGCUCCAAUGAGCCCGUCUUCGGGGACAUGAUGUCCCAAGGCUCAAUGAGAAACGCCUCCUUCAUGGACCACCAACCCGCUCCUUCAUCGCAACCUUUCUUCACUCAACCAAUCUCAAACUCUAGCCCUGAACUCAGUCAAAUAGAGCCACGCUCAAAUCCUCGAUCUGACGUAUCAUCUGUCUCAAAUGGCUCUCCCGAGACUCGUUCACUCGAUGAUGACUUACUUGCCCUCGACACCAUCAACCCCAAAAAUUCACCGUCUUCCAAGUCCCCCGCCAACCGAGUCUCUCCACCCUCAGACCACUCAUCUAAAGUCAAGAAACGCACGCUCAACACCCUAGCUGCUCGACGCUAUCGACAGAAACGCGUCGACCAGAUGCAAGGGUUAGAGACUGUGUUGAAAGACACGGAAUCUGAACGAGACGAGCUGAAAAUCAAGGUCGCCAGAUUGGAAGCCGAGGUGGAGGUUCUGAGACGGCUGAUCGAAUCUGGGAACAGUAAUUCCUCGUCAGAGAAAAGUUAGCAUGGCAUUCUGAUGAUUUUCUUUCGGGUAUUAUGAUAGAAGGGGUGAGAGCAAUGUUCGGACGAUGUCGGUUGCUGGUCAUCAAGGAUUUCAGAUCGGCAAAAUAAGGAUUUUCUUCAUUGAGCUCUGUAGGAUGGAUGGGACUUGGGAGGACUGGGAUAUUUCUUACUUUCACUUCUUUUCUUUCCAUUUUCAUCUGGGGGAGUUUAUUUAGAUUUUUCUUCCUUGCUUUCUUCCCUGUAUCUACAUUUCAAUUUUCUCUCUUCAAUAUAUAUAUAUAUAUAUACUACAAUCACCACCACCAUCAUUCCCCUCACC